AUGAAGGGCUGGUUGGUGAUGUUACUGGCGCUGCCAGUUAUCGCCGCUCAAGUAAAGAUGAAGGCACCACCGAAUUGUCUACAACCUGUCAAAGUCGGGCCUUGUAUGGCUGCUAUAACCAAUUACUUUUAUAACGUCACUUCCGGUCAGUGCGAGACGUUUACGUUCGGAGGAUGUGCGGGCAAUGCCAAUAGAUUCCAGAGUAAAGAGGAAUGUGAGCGGAGAUGUUCUUGUCACAUGCCGCCUGAUCCCGGCCCUUGUUACGCAAGCACUGAAAGGUGGUACUACAAUGGACAAAAAGGUUGCUGUGAGCGUUUCAUAUUUGGAGGCUGUCAGCCAAAUGGAAAUAAUUUCGUUUCAAAAAGAGCUUGCGAGCAUACGUGUAACUGGAGCGUUCCUGGGAAACAGAAACCAUUAGGCAUAGAAUGGGGGAGUGGUUACGACCGUAAGCUCGGAGAAAUCGUUUACAAGAACUACGGUACUACGUACGGCGGAAGUGGUACGAUUUGGUUGCAUAAUGAGAUAGAGACAAUGAAAUCUGCUCCUACAACAGACAGUCAGAUCAUGGGUAUCAUCACAAGGACGGGAAGGCGGCAAGUGCCAGGAGUACAAACUAAACAGCAUUACAAAAUCAUGAUGAGUGGAGGUCAAGGCCAAGGGAGUAUGUCUGGUGGAGCUGGCGGAAUUGCUGGUAGUGAAAGUAGAGGGAUGGUAAGUGGUGGAAGUGGAGGGAUGAUGAGUUCUGGAGGAGGUGGUGGUAUGAUGAGUUCCGGCGGAGGUGGUGGGAUGAUGACCUCUGGUGGGAUGAUGACCGGCGGAGGUGAUGAUAUGAUGACUUCCGGCAGAGGAGGUGGUGCAAUGAUGAGUUCUGGAGGAAGUGGCGGGAUGAUGACAUCUGGCGGAGGUGGAGGUAUGAUGAGUUCCGGCGGAGGGGCUGGUAUGAUGGGUUCCGGCGGAAGUGGAGGUAUGAUGAGUUCCGGCGGAGGGGCUGGUAUGAUGAGCACUGGUGGGAUGAUGACCGGCGGAGGUGAUGAUAUUAUGACUUCCGGCAGAGGAGGUGGUGCAAUGAUUAGUCCUGGAGGAAGUGGCGGGAUGAUGACAUCUGGCGGAGGUGGAGGUAUGAUGAGUUCCGGCGGAGGGGCUGGUAUGAUGGGUUCCGGCGGAAGUGGAGGUAUGAUGAGUUCCGGCGGAGGGGGUGGUAUGAUGAGCUCUGGUGGAGGAGGGAGAUGGCAGACAGGGGGUGGGCAAGGAGGAGGCCAAGGCUUAACCUACAUCCAAGUCUAA
Ylistrum balloti is the source of this 1284-nucleotide messenger RNA. RefSeq lists its product as uncharacterized. The record is from RefSeq and is a predicted model, not a curated record. Lineage: Eukaryota; Metazoa; Mollusca; Bivalvia; Pectinida; Pectinidae. Gene Ontology annotation, molecular function: serine-type endopeptidase inhibitor activity. The coding region runs from base 1 to 1284 and encodes 427 amino acids. The transcript has 3 exons.